UUUAAUACACCUUUGCACUCUUUCAUGUGAUGUGUGUGUAACAAAAAAGGCUCCUUCACCAAAACUAUUUCUUUCUAAUUAUAGGUCCCUUCUAUCAAAAUUUGAACUCCAUACUUUUCAGAUCUCAGAUCCACUUUUUGCAAACUUAAUUCCUCCCCCCAUUUCCUACCUACCUACUCCAACAUCACCCAGUUAAUUCUUUAUACUAAUAAUUUUUCAUCAAAAAGUAAAACCCUUUUUUGCAAUCAUUGUAUCAUGAAUUUUUGACAAGUAACUUUUCUACUUAAUAGCUUUCCUCUCCUAAUUAUUGAUCAAAGAAAACAGAAUAAAAAAAAGUCAUCAUAAUUAUUGAUCAAAGAUUUUGUUUUAUACACCCACUUAGUAAAAUCAUGUCAUCUUAGCAAUUUCACUUUUCUUUCAAUCCAAACUCUGAAUAUGAAGAAAUUGUGUCUUAAACUUUGUUAUUUGUUUCCAACAAUCAUUCUUGUGUUUCUUAUUCCAACUUCACUUGCACAAUUAGCACAAACAGAAACUAGAAUUCUUUUCCAAGUUCAAAAACUUUUAGAAUAUCCACCAGUGCUUCAAGGAUGGAACAAUUGGACAAAUUUUUGUUUCCUCCCUCCUUCACCUUCACUCAAAAUAGUUUGUUCGAACGGUCGCGUAACCGAAUUAACUAUCAUUGGAAACAAAACAUCUCCAUCUUCACAUAUCAACAAACCUUUUCAAGCACUUUCAGGAGCUUUUUCAACUGAUUCAUUUUUCACUGUUUUGACAAAACUUUCAAAUUUGAAGGUUUUGUCAUUGGUUUCAUUAGGUUUAUGGGGUCCAUUACCUGCAAAAAUCAACAGGUUUUGGUCACUAGAAAUUCUCAACAUUAGUUCAAAUUUCAUUUCUGGUGAAAUUCCUUCUUCAAUUUCUUCAAUGAAGAAUUUGAAGAGUAUUGUUGUUGCUGAUAAUCUUUUCAAUGGAAAUAUUCCAGAUCUUAAGAGUUUAACCUCUCUUGAAGAGGUUAAUUUUGAUGGAAAUAAGUUAGGUCCACAAUUUCCUUCAAUUGGAAAAAAUCUUGUGAAAAUUAUUUUGAGCAAAAAUUCUAUAAGAUCACAAAUUCCUUCUAUGAUAGUACACUUUGAUAAACUUCAAAUAUUUGAUAUUUCUUCCAAUAACUUUUUUGGAAAAAUUCCAUAUUCCAUAUUCUCAUUACAUUCACUUCAUUACCUAAAUUUGUCUUCAAACAAAUUUAGUGGUAAUCUUUCAAUGAAUUCACCUUGUAGUUCAUCAUUGAAUUAUGUUGAUAUUUCACAUAAUUUUCUAGUAGGAAAAUUACCAUCAUGCAUUAUGAAUUCAAAGGGUAAAGUAUUGUAUUCUGGGAAUUGUUUAUCAACAAGAAAUCAACAUGCAUCUUCAUAUUGCAAAAAAGAUGCAGCUUUAGCUGUUAAGCCUCCUAAAAGAAAAGUGAAAAAGGAAUCAAGUAUGAAAUUAGGACUUGUUCUUGUUAUUGUUGGAGGUGUUGUUGGAGUUGCAUGUGUUUUGGCUUUGCUUAUUGUGUUCAUCUUGUGGAAAUCAAAACCAGAAAGAUUGAAUCAUAAUAUGGAUAGAUCUGCUGCUCAUAAGUUUUCAGAUAAAUCAAAUUUGAAUGCAAGACAUGUUCCUCAAACAAUGAGACUAGCUACACAUGGACAGCCACCAUACAAUAUUUUCACAGAAGAAGAAAUUGAAGAUGCAACCAAUAACUUUGACCAAUCAAAUUUAAUAGGAGAAGGAUCACAAGGACAGAUAUAUAAAGGUUCGUUGAGGGAUGGUUCAUUGGUCCUAAUUAAUUGUAUAAAAAUAAAGCAAAAGGGUUUACCACACAGCAUUAUGCAGCAAUUAGAUGCAUUACAAAAUUUGAGGCAUAGACAUAUGGUGAGUGUUCUAGGACACUGUGUCAUUACUCAUCAGGACCCUCCUCAAGUAACAUGCACAGUCUUCAUUGUACUUGAAUACAUCUCAAAUGUGUCAUUAAGGGAUCAACUUACAGAUGGGAAAAAGAAGGAUAUGCUAAAAUGGCCACAAAGAAUGGCAAUCAGCAUAGGAAUUGCAAGAGGAGUUCAGUUCUUACAUACAGGAGUUGCUCCUGGAAUAUUUGGCAACAAUUUCAAGAUUGAGAAUAUUUUGUUAGAUGAUAGUCUUAAUGCAAAAGUUAGUGGAUACAGAAUUCCAUUGCCAUCUAAGAGCACAGUUAAUGAACCAAGUUCCGCGAAUCAAAAUGGAAGCACAAACUAUGCAGAAAAAGAAGAUAUUUAUCAGCUAGGUGUUAUUCUACUUGAAGUCAUUACUGGUAGACAAAUUGCAUCCUCCAGUGAAGUAGAGCAGCUCAAGGAUGAGCUGGAAAGAGGUUCAUCAGAAGCACCGUCGCAAAUACUAAGAAGUGCAAUUGAUCCUUCUCUACGCGGGAGUUAUGCAUAUGAAUCAAUGAGCACUGCAGUUCAAAUAACAAUCAAUUGUCUCUCUAAGGUUUCUAGUAAACGUCCUUCAAUAGAGGAUGUUCUAUGGAAUUUACAGUAUUCAAUGCAAGUUCAAGAGAAUUGGACCAGCAGUGGGAACCUCAGCACAAAAUUUUAAACCUCUUGUCAAUAAAAUUUGUCUGAUUGUGUUUCAAAAGUUCAUUGAUCAUGAUGAAUAAAAUGGUAAUGUAAAUAUUUAAUUUCUUCCAUAAGGCCAAUAACACAUUUUGUCCUACAUUUUUCAUAUUUGUUAUGUAUAAAUUAUAUUAUUAUUAAAGUUCCUAUCAUAUUUGUAUUUUGGCUCCUGUAAA
This is a messenger RNA of Medicago truncatula (barrel medic), 2794 nucleotides long. Its product is annotated as probable LRR receptor-like serine/threonine-protein kinase At1g14390. Bases 436 to 2601 code for a protein of 721 amino acids. Gene Ontology annotation, biological process: protein phosphorylation. Lineage: Eukaryota; Viridiplantae; Streptophyta; Magnoliopsida; Fabales; Fabaceae. The record is from RefSeq and is a predicted model, not a curated record. The transcript has 7 exons. Gene Ontology annotation, molecular function: ATP binding; protein kinase activity; protein binding.